Frieseomelitta varia is the source of this 1604-nucleotide messenger RNA. RefSeq names its product deoxycytidylate deaminase. Gene Ontology annotation, cellular component: cytoplasm. The transcript has 5 exons. Gene Ontology annotation, biological process: dTMP biosynthetic process; dUMP biosynthetic process. The record is from RefSeq and is a predicted model, not a curated record. Lineage: Eukaryota; Metazoa; Arthropoda; Insecta; Hymenoptera; Apidae. The coding region runs from base 253 to 873 and encodes 206 amino acids. Gene Ontology annotation, molecular function: zinc ion binding; dCMP deaminase activity.
AUCUUAGUGAUCGGCUUUAUAUUUUUUUUACAAAGAUUUUUGUUUUAUUAAAGAAAUAACUAAUGAUUUGCAACACGUGGUCUGGUUAGAAUAAUUUCAAGGUUAUAUUUCUUACGAAUAUGUUAUUGUAUAUUUUCUUGUUGCCUAUAAACCGAGUUAUUAUCUACAACUUAAUUACUCUAAGCUAGAGCCAAGUGUACGAACGAUUUAGAGGUUUUGUAAAAUAAUAUACAAUUAUAAAAUAGAAUAAAAAUGGCAUCGAAUGAAAUCGCCGGAAAAGUCUCCGGAAGCUGUAUCACUAAACAAACUAGCAAAAGGGAAAAUUAUUUGGAUUGGGAUAACUAUUUUAUGGCCAUGGCUUUUCUAAGCGCGAAACGUAGCAAAGAUCCUGUUACUCAAGUCGGUGCGUGUAUAGUGAACGAAGAAAAGCAAAUUGUAAGUGUUGGAUAUAAUGGAAUGCCUACAGGUUGCAGUGAUGAUAUAUUCCCUUGGUCCAAAGAUUCUGUUGAUCCAUUAGAGAGAAAAACUUUCUAUGUAUGUCAUGCAGAAAUUAACGCCAUUUUAAACCGGAACUGUUAUAGUCUUAAAAACUGUAUCAUGUAUGUUUCUCUUUUUCCAUGCAAUGAAUGUGCCAAAGUAAUAAUACAAUCUGGAAUAAAAUUAAUUAAAUAUGUAUCAGAUAAGUAUGCAGAGAAGAAGAAAACUCAAGCUGCAAAAAGAAUGUUUGACGCGGCAGGUGUUAAAUACAGUAAAUAUUUUCCAACAUAUGAAAAGUUAAUAAUUGAUUUCACUGAAAUCGAUUCAACUGAAAGUAAGGAAAUAAGCAACGAAGAUGAAAUAGAAAUGAAACUAGAAAAAUUCAGCAUAGCAUAAAAAUUGUAUUGAAUUUUUUUUAACAUAACUGGGUAUUCUUUUACUCAAGAAUUGAUUGCCAUUAUUUACAUGCAAAACUAAAUUGAAAACAGAUAGAAAGAAAGAAUACCCUUCUUAUUUUAAAUUUUUUACAAGCCUAUUUUUAGCUUAAACAUCGUAUAAUAUUAUGGAAAAUAAAUAAAACAAUGUACAGAAAGCGAAAGAAUUUAGCAAUAAUACAGAGAUAUUAUGCUAUGUUAUCAAGGUGUAAUAUUGUCUGCAACAACAUUGCAAACAACAUACUGUACAAGUGUAAACAGUGACACGAUCAAAUAUGGCAUGAUAGAAAUAUGUAACAAGUAUAUAUCAUUUCUUUAUGAUAGAAUGAUAUUUUAUCAUUUCCAUGAUAAAAUAAUAUUUUAAUAUCUUUUUACAAAACGACUAAAGGAAGGGCAAUUGUUGAUACGUGAUACAAUUUUUUCAUGUUGACUUGUUAUUAAUGUAACAACAAACAAAAAUUGAACAUAGUUUUGAUAUAAUGAUACGUUUAUGUACAUACUAUACAUAUCCAUAUUUUUGUCUUUAAAAUAUUACUUCAUUUGCGUGUAGUCACAGCUAUAAUGGAGAAAAGUUAUAUAAAGAAAGUAAUUACACGUGAUGAUUGAAUUCAUCAUAUAGAAAAAUAUUUAAUAUUGUAAAAAUAUAUGGAUAUAAAAUGUAUUUUGUAUAUAAAUAAAGAUACUAAUAUCCUU